Molecule: messenger RNA, 687 nt
Organism: Oppiella nova
Lineage: Eukaryota; Metazoa; Arthropoda; Arachnida; Sarcoptiformes; Oppiidae
Source: the annotation of a GenBank genome assembly
AGGCAAUAAAAAUCGUAAUUUUAUUUAUUUGUUUCGUUACUAUAAUUAAUUUCCGCGAAUAAGAGUCGACAACAAAUGAUUGCAUUCAUACUGUUGUUGAGUACGUGUCUGUGGAUCAGUUCCGGUGAUGCCUACGAACUGACACAACCCGAACAAAUCCAUCUCUCAUAUGGAGUGGAUCCGACUCAGAUGAUAGUGACCUGGGUCACCAUGGACUCCACGCCUCAGACCACUGUGGAGUUCGGUCGGUCACCAACUGAUCUCAAUACUGUCACUCAGGGCUACGCCAACCGGUUCACCGACGGGGGCACUGAACAUAGGGUUAUGUAUAUCCAUAGAGUGGUGAUGACCGGACUGACCCCCGAUGGCACCUAUUUCUACCACUGCGGCAGUGACUCCGGUGGUUGGAGUAGUGUCUACUGGUUUAAGGCCAUGAAAGAGGGUAACUCUUGGAGCCCGUACUUCGCGAUUAUCGGUGAUUUGGGAAACGUUAACGGAGUGUCCAUUCCUUAUCUUCAAAAAGAGGUAUCGAAAGGCAAAUACGACGCCGUCCUCCACAUAGGUGACUUCGCCUACGAUAUGGAUUCUGACAACGCCAGAGUCGGCGAUGAAUUCAUGAGACAAAUGGAACCGAUCACAGCAUACGUGCCGUAUAUGACAGUCGUUGGCAAUCAUGAGGCCGCAUAG